UAUAUAUACGCAUGUGAAGUGUAGCAGACAACACUACUUUUAUAUAUAUAUAUUGUAUAGUCACUCCGAUAAAUUGAAUUUUCGGAUUCUGAAAUAGUGAACCAAUUAAUUUACAAUUAGUGAGUAUCAUGUGAUUGAGAAGCUUAUCUUAAGUCCUCACCAAGAGAGGACCACUUCAAUCGAAACUUAUUCAUUUUAUCAAAGUUAAUGAAAUACUUUGAUGGAUGAAUUAGAUAUUUGGAUCGAGUGGCUAGUUGUAGACCGUACACAAUAUUUGGACGUUCUUCAAAAAUAUACUUAACAUGUUUAAUAGAAUAAAUAGAGACUUAGUACCUAUAAAGGCACAUUAUUUCCUUUUUUACGCAGGUACUAGUCCACUUAUGCAAUUUCUGCCAACAGUUGCUAAACAACUGGGAUUUUCAGGAAAGGAAGUAGGCUUUAUAUAUACAAUACUCCCAAUAUCAGGCUUGAUAGCAAAGCCACUUUUUGGAAGUUUUGCAGACAAAUUUAGACUACAUAAAGGAAUUUUCAUUGCCUUUCAAGUUAUUUUAGCUAUAGCUUUUUUAACAAUUAACUUCAUACCUGAAGAAGAACCUAGUGCUAGUUCAAGACUGACAUGUCGUGGAGACACUUUUUUAAGAAUAUGCUCCAAAGAUGAAUUACCAAAAGAACCAAUAUAUUUGCAAGAUAUAGUUAGCUGUCAAUUAGUUUGUUCAGUUACACCAAAUGAUACAAUUUCCAUUUGUAACUCUUGGCAUAUAGAUGAUGUUUGUGUUUCUAACAAAGACAAAAUGGAGUAUGAACAACAAAUGCAAAACUUAAAAUUGAUAAACUUCAAAAUAUCAUUUAAUAUGUCUUAUGACGAUCAAUUAGAAGCAACAAAAUGUUUAUAUAUGAAGGUACAGAGUGCCACAUUUGCUUCUGGGAAUAUUUCAAAAACUUGGUGUGCCAUGUCUCCAUUUGAUGUUCCAUGUAGAAUAAGGUGUCCAAAAGUUCCUUAUCUUGAUAGUUUGAUAAAAAAUAUAAGCCAAACUGAUCCUCAAAAGCCAUCUAGUUGGAAUUUUCAAUGGUUUUUGUGGGCAUGCAUUAUCAGUUGGAUUGGUAUGGCUGUGGUAGUUAGUAUAGGGGAUGCAAUUUGUAUUAAUUUAUUAGGAGAUUCAAAGAAUCAUGAUUAUGGAAAACAAAAAAUGUGGGGAAGUGUUGGAGUUGGAAUAUUUGGAAUUGGUAUAGGAUAUCUUAUAGAUCUUUUCAGUAAAGGACAAGAAAUAAAAGAUUAUAGUUCUGCUUUUUAUAUCAUGCUAAUUAUCAUGGCAUUUGAUGUUGCAGUGUCAUCCAUGUUAAAAAAGCCAAUGGAUGGUACAAAUGAGCCAUCAGUAUUUUGGGAGUUAUGGUCUAUAUUUAAAGAAGGCAGAGUACUUGUGUUUGCUUGGUGGUGUGUAGGUGCAGGCAUGUGUACUGGAGUAGUAUGGAAUUUUUUGUUCUGGUAUACUGAAGAUAUUUCUACAGGUAAAGAAUGGUUGAAAACCUUACAAGGAUUACUUACAGGAGUUCAAUGUUUCUUUGGUGAAAUGCCUUUCAACUUUAUAUCAGGCAAUAUUCUGAGAAAAAUAGGACAUAUAAAUGUCAUGAGCCUUGUGCUUUUGAUAUAUUCAAUUAGGUUUAUGGCUUACAGUAUAUUUGCUAAUGUGUGGGUGUUCUUAGUUCUUGAACUUCUUCAUGGCCCUUCUUUCGGCUUAUGCUGGCCAACAAUGGUUUCAUAUGGAGAUAAAGUGUCUCCUUCGGGUACAAAGGCAACUAUCCAAGGACUUGUGGGGGCAAUUUUCGAAGGAAUUGGUGUAUCAGCAGGAAGCCUACUUUGUGGCUACCUUAUGGAUAAAUAUAAAGGUAUAAUAACAUUCAGAGUUUUCUCAGUUGGAGCUCUUAUAUGGUUAAGUAGCUUUUGGAUAUUGCAACUAUUGUUACGAAAGACUAAAGCAUAUCCACUGCAACAAGGCCAUACUCAUCUGGCUAGUUAUGCACUGGAUGAUGAUGCAAUUAUAAUGACUAUGAGUCAAGAAAUGCAGACAUAUUAAGAAACAAUAACUAGAUACAUUAUAACUAUUUGUUCGAUAAAUGAAUGCUUUAAUUGUAAAGGAUAAUAGGCAUGUAAUUUUGAAAAUAUUCUACAUUAAUGUUUAUUAUUUAAGAAAUUCUAUUAUAAAAAUGUUUUUUUGAACUAUUCAAUUUUCGUUUAUUACUUAAAUUAAUUUUAUGAUUUAGUUAUUACUUGGAGAAUCUCUAACGCAAUCCACUUGAAUUUACUUUGUAUCAUAAUGGCUACAGUUAGUUAUAUUUUUAUAAAGUGAGUUUAGUGUGAUUUAUUAUGAUUCAGUAUUUGUAAGAAGUGAACAAAAGUGUGUAAGGAAUGUUGACAAUUGCUUUUUAAACAUAAAACUUAAAAACAUUUGUAUAUUUUAAUUUUAAUAAAUCUUUGAUAUUUUACAAAUGUGCUUUCAAUAACAAAAAAUAUUUUUCGAUACUUCGUGCGCAAAGUGCGCCUUCCCCGCACGCUCGGCAGAAAACAUGCGUUGAAAAUCGCACUUUCCACACGUCGUAUCAAAAAAUACGGUACGGCACAUGUUCUCGCUUCGCUCGGGCGUAAACGCCACA
This is a messenger RNA of Phymastichus coffea, 2649 nucleotides long. RefSeq lists its product as uncharacterized. The record is from RefSeq and is a predicted model, not a curated record. The transcript is spliced from 8 exons. Bases 303 to 2072 code for a protein of 589 amino acids. Lineage: Eukaryota; Metazoa; Arthropoda; Insecta; Hymenoptera; Eulophidae. Gene Ontology annotation, cellular component: membrane.